Messenger RNA from Rhododendron vialii, 1144 nucleotides. Its product is annotated as probable cytokinin riboside 5'-monophosphate phosphoribohydrolase LOGL10. The transcript has 4 exons. The coding region runs from base 212 to 1108 and encodes 298 amino acids. NCBI's taxonomy places the organism in Eukaryota, Viridiplantae, Streptophyta, Magnoliopsida, Ericales, Ericaceae. The record is from RefSeq and is a predicted model, not a curated record.
UCUGCUCAUUUGGGAAUUUCAUUUCUGGCAAAUGGAAGCACUGAGAUAAGCAAUUGGAAAUUUGGAACCCUAUUCCAUGGAAUCUGAUUAACACUUGGGUAUGACUCUGAGCUCAUAAUUACAGCUCAGAACAAAUACCCAUCUUAGAUCAGAGACCAAAUUCUUGGAAAAGAUCAGUCCCCUCUGGUUCAGCUAGCUAGAGGAUCUGGUAAUGGGGUUUCCAGUUGCUGCUACAUUUGGUCCUCGAAUUUUCUUCAGAAAUUGCUGUGAAAAGUCUGUAAAUUUUCCAUCUUUUGAUCAUAAAGAGGGACAUAAGGGGAAUUUCAAGCUCUCAAAGUUUAAGCCUCGUCCAAGUAGGAUUUCAGCUUGUAAACCUGAAGUUUUCCGGUUUGAGGAGAGAACAAGCCCAAAUGCGGUCAAAAAAGAGAUAGAACGGUGCUAUGAGCUCAUUCACAGGCUGGGAAGGGGAGUCGUGUAUUUGGGUUCUUCAAGGAUGGGACCAAGUCAUCCACAUUACUUGCAAACCCUAGAAUUGGGAAAAGAGGCAACAAAUCUUUUGAAUUGUACUUCAUGGUCAGGGGCUGGUCCAGGUCUCAUGGAUGCUGCUACUAAAGGUGCUUUGCAGGCAGGAAAGCCAGUUGGUGGAUUUAAGAUAGGUAAAGAAGCUAACGAAUGGACAGCUACGAAUUUCCAUCCAUACCUUCCUUCAGAAACCUAUCUUACGUGCAGGUUUUUUACUGCAAGGAAGCACGGGUUAGUGGAUGCUGCAGUUAGACUUGAUAGCUCAGACAAGACUGCUGUAAUAGCUCUUCCCGGUGGCGUUGGCACUCUGGAUGAGGUGUUUGAGAUUCUAGCCCUAAUUCAACUGGAAAGAAUUGGAUCAGCGUUUCCAGUUCCCUUCCUAUUAAUGAACUAUGACUCUUUCUAUUCGAAGCUACUGGAGUUUCUUGAUGUUUGCGAGGAAUGGGGAACUGUUGCCAAGGGAGAGGUUUCAUUGCUAUGGAAAGUAUGUGACGAUAACUCCCAGGCUUUGGCCUACUUGGAAGAAUUCUAUGAUCUUUCUUCUGAAAAAUCUACGCAUGGUGAUAGAUCACAAAGUUCACAUUGAACAGUUUCUUGAUAUGUUGUCAUGUUGGUGAUAACA